Messenger RNA from Doryrhamphus excisus (bluestripe pipefish), 4244 nucleotides. RefSeq names its product parathyroid hormone 1 receptor (gene pth1r). The record is from RefSeq and is a predicted model, not a curated record. Lineage: Eukaryota; Metazoa; Chordata; Actinopteri; Syngnathiformes; Syngnathidae. Gene Ontology annotation, cellular component: plasma membrane. Gene Ontology annotation, biological process: intracellular calcium ion homeostasis; adenylate cyclase-activating G protein-coupled receptor signaling pathway; cell surface receptor signaling pathway. Gene Ontology annotation, molecular function: peptide hormone binding; parathyroid hormone receptor activity; G protein-coupled peptide receptor activity.
CUGACACAUCUGGAGUCUCUUCUACCACGCAAGAAACUUCUUUUGCGCAUUUAUUCCACGCUCAACCACGAAGUCCUUUUACGCUCCAACCGGUGUGCUUUGUUUCGGACUCUUUUGUGCGUUUUUUUGGACUCUCUUGGAGACUACUCGCUUUUUUUUUGUGGCGGGGAGUGUGCCACGCGUGGAAGUGGCCGUGGCUGGACGUGAUGAGUGUAAAUGACGCUAGUGGCGCGCCCCCCACUUCCACUUUCACGGUUGCCAGGCAAAGUGACGCUUCGCCUCAAGGCAAAUUGAUGCGUAAAAGUUUUAUUUUUGUUUAAAAAAUAAAAAAUAAAACAGAGAUCUCAACUUUAGCGUGGGACCAUGCUUCUUCUGUGGACCAUCACCAUGGAUGGUGGCAUGGGGAGCAACCUUGUCAGCUGAGUGACACUCCAAUUUCUUCUCUUGCAUUUAUUUUUACCUAAGCGUUUUGGGGAAGUGGCGUUCGGACUAAACGGUUCCAUACUGAAGGGUUUAAGUCUGAGGGGGGAAUUUUUUUUUCUUCCAUUUUUUUCUAUUUAAAAAAAAAUCUAAAAAUAAAACGUCGGUUUCUUCCCUACAAAGACUCAUUUGAAAUUGCCACCGCAGAGCCAGAGCGACAUAAAUAGUCCUGACAUGUGGAUGUAAUUUCACAGGAGGCAAGGGGAGGGACGGAUACAAAGUGAGCAUAUAGAUUAUAGGAAAUUAAAGCCUAGCUGCUGGAUUAUAGAGUUAUGAUUUCUCUCGCAUAAGCAACCGGGGCGCCAGAUGGAGUGAAAAAAAAAUGUUUCUCAUUCUGCUUUGAGGACAGUUAAGUCGAUUAAGUAAUUCAAAUCUAAGCAUCAUCAGCAUCUUUUGGAGCCCUGCCAGGACUUGAGAGUGGGGAAGUGUGACUGGUAGCAGGUCAUCAGUGAUGGGAUCCACUGUGCUCGUACUCCGCAAUCUGGAUUUGCUUUUCAUCUCACUGCUCUGCACUUUCUGCCUGGCACAUGCAGACGAUGUCCUCACUAAAGAGGAGCAGAUUGCACUGCUGUUCAAAGCCAAGCGAAAGUGUGAAAGCCUCAUCAAGUCAAGGCACAAAGUUCCUGAUGGCUACUGUGCAUCAGAAUGGGAUGGCAUUGUGUGCUGGCCUGAAGGAGCUUCGGGAAAGCUGGUGUCCACCGCAUGCCCAGAGUACAUCUAUGACUUCAAUCAUAGAGGACGGGCUUACCGCCGCUGUGACAACAAUGGAACAUGGGAGCUCUCCACGGUUAACAACAAGACAUGGGCCAAUUACAGUGAAUGUGCAAGAUUCCUUUCCCAUUACAACCAGAACCACGAGAAGGACGUCUUCCACCGCUUGUACCUCAUCUACACCGUGGGUUACUCCGUCUCCCUAGGGUCGCUCAUGGUGGCGGUGGUCAUCCUGGGAUAUUUCCGACGAUUGCACUGCACCAGGAACUAUAUACACAUGCAUCUCUUCGUGUCCUACAUGCUGAGAGCUGUAAGCAUUUUCGUGAAGGAUGUGGUGCUCUAUUCGGGAUCCGCCUUGGAAGUGGAGGAGCGUGUCACAGUAGAAGACCUCAAAUCCAUCACUGAAGCUCCCCCGUCCAACAAAGCCCACUUUAUUGGCUGCAAGGCAGCUGUAACAUUGUUCAUGUACUUCCUGGCCACCAACUACUACUGGAUCCUGGUGGAGGGUCUGUACCUGCACAGCCUUAUCUUCAUGACCUUCUUCUCAGACCGAAAGUACCUGUGGGGGUUCACUCUGAUCGGAUGGGGCGUGCCGGCUGUGUUUGUGAGCAUCUGGGCAACAGUGAGGGCCACUUUUGCAGACACAGAGUGUUGGGAUUUAAGUGCAGGCAAUUUGAAAUGGAUAUAUCAAGUCCCUAUUCUGGCAGCUGUUGUGGUGAAUUUUAUGUUAUUUCUGAACAUCAUUAGAGUCUUGGCAACCAAACUGCGAGAAACCAAUGCUGGAAGGUGCGACACAAGACAGCAGUACAGAAAACUGCUGAAGUCCACGUUGGUGCUUAUGCCUUUGUUUGGUGUGCACUACAUCAUAUUCAAUGCCAUGCCGUACACAGAGGUUUCUGGAAUUCCUUGGCAGAUCCAGAUGCACUAUGAGAUGCUCUUCAACUCUUUCCAGGGAUUCCUUGUGGCAAUCAUAUACUGUUUUUGCAACGGGGAGGUUCAAGCUGAAAUCAAGAAGUCAUGGAGUCGGCGGACUCUGGCGUUGGACUUCAAGAGGAAGGCGCGCAGCGGCAGCAACACGUACAGCUACGGGCCCAUGGUGUCGCACACCAGUGUCACCAAUGUUACCGCCAGGGGUCCACACGCCCUUCAUCUCACCACUCGGCUGGGGCCGACGCCUGUCAACGGUCACCGCAACCUGCCAGGCUACGUCAAGAACGGCUCCGUUUCCGAGAACUCUGUAGUCGUGUCAGGCCAGCAAGAGCCCCACGCUGCUGCUGAGGAGCAGCAGGCUUCUGCGCCUUUACCGCCCUGCGAGGAGGAGAAGAAGCCGUCGCCUGUGGUGGUGGUGGUGGCGGAGGAGAGGGAAACGGUCAUGUGACCUCUCAGUUGGUUCACCCGCAUAACAGUGAAUGUCUAACAGUCUGAAAACAGGCUGUUAUUUAUUUUUUACUUGCUUUACGUCCACUGCCAUCAUUUUUUGUGAUCUUUUUGUGCAGAGACUGAAGUUGCCAGGUAACAGCCUUAACCAGGUCAAAGUAGAUAUAUAUUUGAAGGUUUGGUUUCAAAAUGUUUGAAAAAAAAAAAUCAGUGUUAAAGCAGAAAACACUCAGGUAAUUGCAUUCCCUCAGCUGGUGUUUCUACUUUUAUUGUUAAGAAGCAUUUUUGUGAACAUUUCUGCUACUCAUGAGUCCUUUCUAAGUACAACUGAAUGUGUCAAGUAUUACCCCCAAUAACAUUUCAACUUUUGCUUGGCAACUCUAAAACUGGUCUGCAAAUACCCUUGGAAUUCCUUGUGGCAUCAUGGUGCAAGUGGACAAUAACACAUUUGUACAAAUAAAAUCCAGUGCUAUAUAUGCUGCUUAUUGAUGUACAUACGAGUCACAAUGUUUACAAAGACUUUCUAAUUGUGAGCUAAUGUUGUCUUUUUGCCAAUAUGAGGGUUUUUUUUGUGUGUAUAGUUUUUCUUUUAUGUGACCGCAUCGGUGAUAUUUACAAACAAGCAUUAUGACAUUCCGUGGGAGAUCUUAAAAGCUGCCGCUGCACUUGUGCUUUGGUUGUAUUACAGAGUAGCACAAAGAGAAUACAAAUUAUUUUGUGUACACCAACCAAAAAGUCUUAAUUCUGCAGUUAAAUGCUGUACUGGUGAUCAAUGUGUUGGUGUUAUAAAAACAGCAGUCCAAUUAUAAAGAGCAUGUUUUAACCCUCUAACCUCCACAUAACCUUCCAACAUUUCCAUAUGUCAACAGACCCAAAUUGUAAAGAUAAGAACAAAAAAAAGCCUUUAUUCAUAUGAUUUAUGGAAUUUUGUACAAAAAAAUAAAUGUAACGUGAUUACAGUGGAAACUCGAAUUUCCAACUUAAAUGUGGUGUCCCUCUUUGGCUUCAAACUACACUUUUUUCAACCAAAAAUUGAAAUAUAUGUUACCAAUAUUGGUUUAAAACAACAAAAUUGGCCACAUAAAUGAAUCACAAUUGAAGUUAAACUUUACAGAAAUUUUGUUUAGCGUUCAUGGCUACCCCAAAUUUUGUUGGAAUCCAAAAUUUGGAACCUCAGAGGCAAUCAACUCGAGAAACAUAGUUUUCCCAAAAAUGUGGUUGAAGUCAAACAUGUGUAAUUUUGAGGUUCCACUGUAGUAGAAAACUGACUUAUUCCACGUUUUGGAUUAGUUGUUUUACUGUGAUGAUGUUGCAAAAAUUUGAAAAGCUGUUAGAGCUUUUUAAAGCCCAAAAUGAUUGCAUUUCUUGGCCAUCUUUCUAUACAUCUUUAACUAAGAGUGCAGUACCAGAGCGUGGGUGUCUAGUAUUACUACAGAAGCACUUUAUCAUCAUUAUUCAUCUCUACAUCUAAUACAGUAUUCUCUUCUGAUUAUCUCAAAUGAUUGUGGUUUUUACCGGUUGAUAAAACGUAGAGCUAAAGGUCAAAGUUCAUGAAUGAUACCUCUGAUGGAAGAAUUGAAGAGUUGUCAUAUGUGUUUUAUUAUCCUGUUGCCAUAGAGAUGUGUACAUAUCAGUGUAAAGUGUAUACAAUGUUGCAGUGUGACAAUAAAAGGUAU